AUGGCCCAUGCUAAGGCGCUCGCGAUCACAGAACUGAAUAUCGACGCUGAUUUCACCACUUCAUCUCCCGUUCUGGACCGCGAAGAGCAUGGACCGAUGUAUCACCGUGGUGGAAGCAAUGGCCUAACCCGUCGCCAUCCCAGCGGCCAUGCUUCCUCUUCCUCACCAUCUUCUACCCCUUCAUCUGCUGCCCCUUCUCCUGCUGCUGCUGCUGCUGCUCCUUCUGCUGCUAGGAAGGAAGAGUUGGAGCGGUCAUGGACACCACACGUCCCGACUCCUCCCAUCAGCGUAACUCUUGAAACCGGUGACCAGGUUGGCCUGGAGGAACCCAUCACGAAUCUAGGGAGGAGAAGCCAGAUUGGAGCCAGGCCUGCGUCCGGUCCUGGAUCUUCGGAGCUCAAGCAGCUCUACGCCAACGCUGGCCCUGAACGUCUCGCUCAGCCAGAGCCCAGCAACAGCGGAAACGGCUAUUACGCCCACGACCAUCGACUCCAUCAUCACCAUCAGGGUCGUCGUCGUAACGACAGUUCUGGUGAUGAGUUUUCUCAGUGUCACUCUCCCAGGACCUCCCCCCUUUCAGAGGUGUUCUCCGCCGAUUCUGACCUCCCACGGCCCACGUCCUUGACGUCACUCUCAACGGCGUCUCCCGUCUCAGACGAGCUGCGAACUCCGCCAGAUUCACGCCAGGGAAGCCUUUCUUCUCCCUUUCUGUCCUCCCCAAACCUUCGCCGUCAUGGCUCGAUCGAUAGUGAAGGGGACUCGUGGCCCAGUCUCACCCGUCACCUCUACGGAAGCCUCACCGAGAGCUACUCCUUUGGUCGACGGACGAACAGCCUACGACAGUCCAUGCGAUCUUACUCCCGCAGAUCUCCCAACAUGAGCGGUAAAUCACCAGCCAGCGCCUUUCUCUCUACCAUGAAUGGUGAAGAAGCUCCUCCGAAGCCUGACGACGAAGGCCAGGUUAUCGGGCAGGACUACGUUAUCGGCAAACAGAUUGGAUUUGGAGGUUUUAGCACCGUCAAGGAAGCAUUCAAAGUCACCGAUGAAGGCAAGACCAUACGACACGCAGUCAAGAUUGUCAAAAAAUACCUUUCGGGCAAAAGCGAGAGAGAAAAUGACCAGGUGCAGGCUGAAUUUGACCACGAAGUUCGCAUCUGGCGAUACCUAAACCACCCACACAUACUAUCACUGGAUGCGGUCUACGAAACCGAUUAUGCUACGUUCUGCUUCACUAAGCUAACCGAAGGAGGCUCACUCUUCGACAUGGUGAAGAAAAAGCGCCAAGAUAUCCCACUUUCCCACGCAAAACAAUACUCUUACCAGCUGGCGUGUGCCCUCCGAUAUCUACACGAGGAUGCCCGUGUCGUUCAUCGAGACAUCAAGCUGGAGAACUGCCUCUUGGAGCCAAAUGGAUCGGAAGACAUCCCGCGCCUAAUUCUCUGUGACUUCGGCAUGGCUGAAUGGAUGACAACCGACACAUGCAGCUCUCCCGACCCUUACGACAACGCUGCUGAUCGACUUCCACCCAAACCUAUUGGGCCUUCAGACACAAGCACCAGCAUGGCUGGCAGUCUAGAGUACGCCUCCCCCGAGCUCCUGAUGGCCAACGUCGGGGUGCUUGACCCGGUUGUCGAUGUCUGGGCGUUUGGCGUCGUCGCCUACUCCCUUAUCGUGGGCUCCAGGCCAUUCCAGAGUUCUUUCCAGCCACGUAUCCAGACCAAUAUCCUGGCUGGCAAAUGGGACCGCAACGCCGUCUUGGCCACUACGGACGAAUCUGAGAAGCACGACCGUGAGGACGCACUGGAGAUGAUCGAAGGCUGCCUUGAGAUGGACCCCAUGAAACGAUGGACGAUCUCCGACGUCCUUGCUUGCCGAUGGUUUCAUAGCUGCGCAGACACUGCGGAGCUUGCCACCCGUCUCAAUGGAUGGGGGUUCUCCUCUUGA
Molecule: messenger RNA, 1944 nt
Organism: Microsporum canis CBS 113480
Lineage: Eukaryota; Fungi; Ascomycota; Eurotiomycetes; Onygenales; Arthrodermataceae
Product: serine/threonine-protein kinase DCLK1
Exons: 2
Coding region: 1-1944 (647 amino acids)
Biological process (GO): protein phosphorylation; intracellular signal transduction; microtubule cytoskeleton organization
Cellular component (GO): cytoplasm
Molecular function (GO): protein serine/threonine kinase activity; tau-protein kinase activity; ATP binding
Source: RefSeq, a predicted model, not a curated record